Messenger RNA from Corticium candelabrum, 1237 nucleotides. RefSeq lists its product as uncharacterized. The coding region runs from base 77 to 1117 and encodes 346 amino acids. NCBI's taxonomy places the organism in Eukaryota, Metazoa, Porifera, Homoscleromorpha, Homosclerophorida, Plakinidae. The record is from RefSeq and is a predicted model, not a curated record. The transcript is spliced from 2 exons.
UUCCUAGAUUGCUUGCGCAUUACGAGUACGACACAUAUUAUAAUAUGUGAACGAACCCAACGAGUGCAGGCCAAGCAUGAAGUCCGCCGCCAAGAAUCGACAAAGAGAAGUCGAGAAACGUCAAGAUAAAAACGAGUUGAAAAGCUACCAGAGUGUUGUAACUUUGUCCUUCUACCGGUUGUACGAUCGCCUCAAUGCUAACCUAUACAUCAAAUACGGCUGGUUCUUGAUAAUAAACGUUUUGAUCACGUGUGAAAUAUUCAUCAUCAUUGCACCCAUGAGUUUGCCAAAGGAAGAUCUUGCCCAGUUUGGCCUACGUUGCACUCUACGUUUCUGUCUUCCUCUGUUUCUCUGGUCCUCACUGGAACGACUGGCAAGGCAGUUUAGAUGCUGUUAUCAUAGCGACUGUAGAAUGUUGUCUAUAUGUACAAAGAAUGUAAACGAAAGAACUCACGAGUUGGAUCUAAAAAUCGAGCUCCUAUUGUCAUUGCUCUUUCUUGUCGUUCUCUCUGUGUUUGGAAUAAGAAAUGGACUACCUGGUAGAAACGAACUCCAAGAUAUAUUUCCAGCCGAGGCUUUACCAUAUGUAUAUAUUGCCGAUGGAAGUUGUCUGCUCUUCAUUGCUUUACAAAUUCAACUGACAAUCGCCCUAAUGGUGUUUGAAAGCAAGCACGUGUAUCAGUCGUCGUGUCCGGACACAACGGUUAAGAGAUGGUCUCGAAUAAAGGGUACAAUUGUUGUCACAACUCUUGGAUUAUUUGCUAGUGCGUUUGCACGUCUCUUCUUCAAGAAAAGAAGUGCACAAACGCACGUGCUGACGCACCUUAAUUGGGAUGCUUUAAUUGGGGGAGGAAUAAUGUUUCUCAGCACUAACAGUUGCAGAGUGUUCCGCUUGAUGGCCAGUGUUGCGUUGUUCGUGAUUAUGGUUUUGGGAGACAGAGAGAAGGCAGCAGAUGCGAACCUGGUUCAUUCUGCGCUGCAUUUGGGAGGGUGUGCGAUGAUGUACAAUAUGAUCAGUGGUGGGAAGAUGCUCUAUCUGUGGUCUGAUCGAUUUCAGAACAUUCUGUAUCAACUAGUGGCCGUUACGGCUCUUGCUGUGAUUGCAGCUGAUCUGUAACAUUGAAUGCUGCAAUUGUAAACUUUUAUAGCAAAACGGUCUCUGUUGCUAUAGUUACCUUAGCAAACUGUCUACUUGUAAUUUUAUCUUUUCUAUUUUGACUUUAGUACGUCAAGUUCA